CCUUAAAUGUGUAAAACCUUAUAUCUUUAAAGACCAAAUGUGUAAAAUUUUCAAUCUAUUAAAUAUUAGUUUAGAAAUUAUAUUUUUAAUCGCAACUACCCGGAAAAUACAAUCAGAACCCGGAAACUGUUACAAAUAUAUCUCAAUUCCAGUGAUUCACAAUGUAAAUUACUAUUAAUAUUGUUUUAAACUAGUUUGAAGUGUAAUUUUAAACUUACUUUUGACUCAUUUUAUUAUUUUAAACCAUAAUUUAACCCAUUUAAAAAAUAGUUUGUAAUACAAAUUUGACUAUUUGCUUGAGUAUAAAUUUGGAGUAAAAUGGCUGAGAUAAAGCUUCAGAGAACACUUUACAAGUACAGAAGUAACCAGGCGUUGUAUAUAAGGCUAUCUCCAGUGUUUUUACUGAGUGUUUUGGCCUUGCUUUUCAGGCCUGAAUUUCUAGCAAAGUUAAGAGUUUCAUGGAUUGGAUGCCUGACCUUGACUGAAACAGAGCCUGGGCGUCAUGAACUAUCAUCACUCAGAGAUAUUGACUUUCGACUAUUCGUCAAAACCUUAAAACUAACCCCAAAUGAGCUCAUUUUUAUAGUAUUAACGCUGUUAGUAUUAUUAUAUACAGUAGUUUUGAUGAGUUGCAUUUGGUCCAGUGGAUUUAAGUUAUGUUUUUUCUAUGACCGCUGCAGAUUUAAGGAGGGAACUCCAGGGUUUUCUGACUUUCUGACUAAUAGAGCAACUCACAUUUUCAUCAACGAAUUAGUCCUGGAUACUAAUUUUCUCACAGUUAAUCGCACUAAUAGAGUUCUAUUACCGUUGUAUAGAACUGGAUUCAUAUAUUAUAUACACGACUACAAGAAGUUUGUCUUUAGAGUCGAAAGCGGCCGCUUUGAGCCCGUAGAGCAUUUUGAUGAGGUUCAAGUGCCCAAAGUAUUGAGUUGGCAAGGAUUAUUGAGUAUAUCUGAGGGCGUAGAAAAGAUUUCAGGAUUAGAGCCAAAUUUAAAUGUAUGCGCAGAUUUAUUUGGCCCAAAUGAUUACGAAAUCCCGAGAUGCAGUUUCUGGAAAAUGCUACUAGAGGCUUUUCUAGCGCCUUUUUUCGUAUUCCAACUAACGUCAACACUGUUGUGGAUCUUUGAUGAUUAUCUUUACUAUUCGCUGAUUUCCAUCUUUUCACUGGUAAUGAUAGAGGUGCAGACGGUGUAUAAGAGGAUUCUUGAGUAUAACAGAAUUAAUUCCAUGAAGUUACCGCCAUUUCAAAUCUACGUUUUCAGAGAUCAUAAAUGGCAAGUUACACACACUAACUUACUCUACCCCGGUGAUAUCAUCUUUAUUACAACUAGCACUAUUGAUAGUGGUGCUAGUGUUAAGGGUAAGGGUGCUGGUGUUAAGAAUACUAGUGUAGGGUCUAGUGUGAAGAAUACUAGUGUAAGCGGUAGUGUAAAGAAUGUUGUUACUAAGAAUACCGGUGGAGGAGAAGAUAUAUUGAUAUGCCCCUGCGAUUGUUUAAUACUGGAUGGAGAAGUGAUAGUGGAUGAAUCGAUAUUAACAGGAGAGUCAGUCCCACAAUUUAAAACGAGUGUUGAAGAUAACUCUGUAAAUCAAAGAAACUCGACCAUUUUCUCAGGUACCUCAAUCAUAGUCACUAGGAAUGUUGCUGUCACUGGUACUCCAGCCAGCGCAACUCUGUUGAAGAAUGUUCAUUAUAAGGGAAUAGAAAAGUUAAUUCCCAACGGUUCAGUAUGCUUAGUAAUCAGAACAGGAUUUGAGAGUUAUCAAGGCCGUCUGGUGCACUCAAUACUAAAUAGUGAUCCGAAUAAAGUUGUGGGAAGUAAUACCCAGGGUUAUAUGUUUUUAUUUUUGUUAAUGUUAUUUGCGGUUUCAGCAGUUGUUUUUGUUGUUAGGAAUAGUAAUUAUAAAAGUCUUAAAAAGUUAUUAUUGGUAAGUUCGAGAAUUUUGGUGUCUGUAAUUCCGCCAGAAUUCCCAGUAACAAUUUCUAUGGCUGUUACAAUUGGUCUGAUUCAGCUUAGGAAAAAGGGUAUUUACUGUACUGCGCCCAACAGACUACCACUGGCGGCUAAUAUUGAUGUUAUAGCCUUUGACAAAACAGGUACGCUCACCCAAGAUCAAAUGUACCUUAACGGUUUGUAUUAUAGUGAUAGCGUGAAUAGAGGAUUGAGUGGCGGUGGGUCACCAGAUAAAAGUUUAGCUAGGGGUUCGGUAGAUAAGAGUUUAUCUAAGAGUUCUAGCGAUCAAAGGCUAGAUAAGGGGUUGGAUGACCCUGUAAUGCACUAUUAUAGUAAAUUAGUUAUUGCAGGAUGCCAUUCAUUAACUUUUGUUAAUGGAGCGAUAACAGGCGACCCAAUGGAGAAAAUAUCAUUUACAUAUUUUAAUAAUCAAAUUGAUACGACUAAUAAUAAUAUUAUUUAUCUUAAUAACUUGCCAGAAGGGAAUGUUACACUUAAAAUACUCAAAAGAUGGAGGUUCACUUCUGAACUAGGAAGAAUGUCAACCAUUUCAUCAGUUACACCCAACAACGCCAGUCACACCACUAUUCACCCCGGUGGUAGUGUUAGAGGAGAAUUAUUAUUGUUGACGAAAGGAUCGCCAGAGAAGAUAAAAUUACUGUUAAGAGUGGUACCCAGUUAUUUUGACGAGGUAUGUCAUGAUUUAACGAUAAAGGGAUUAAGAGUACUAUGCCUAGCGUAUAAGCGUUUAUAUGAUAUUCCAGUAAACGCGCUAAUCACAAUUGAUCGCACCAUAGUGGAGAAGGAUUUAGAGUUCUGCGGCUUUUUAGCACUUGAAGCCCCUAUAAAAAAGUCAAGUAAACAGUGCAUGAAGAGACUUAAAAACUUUAAAAAAAUCAUGAUCACCGGCGAUAACAUCCUGACAGCCUGCUAUGUUACUCAACAAAUUAACAUGGUUAAUGAUAAAACCACCUGUCCCAUUAACUUUUCCCAGAAAAAUAAACAUGGUUUUGGGAGGAAGUAUGGGUUAUUCAGUAGAAAACAUAGUUUGUUUGGCGGAAAGCACACACUGUUUGGAGGCAGCGGAAUGACGAUAAAGGAGUAUUUGAAGAACUACAACUAUGAGUUGAAUGAUGAGUGUCCAAUAAGUAAUGUAAAGAUGGAGACAAUAAAAAAAUGCCCGAUUUAUAAGGAGACAAGUUGCCCAUUUUUGCAAAAAUCAGAAAAUAAUCCAAGCUACAUUCAAAGAUGCCCAUUAAAUCAGUCACUAUCCAGCAAUACGGGUAGUAGUUUCGGUGGUAGUGUCAGUCAUAGGAACAGUUACAAGAAAUUUUUAGAAUCUUGCCCAUUCAAACAAUAUUCUAAUUUGGCAUCCACUAAUACUAAUAGUGGCAGUGUUAAUGCUGGUAGUGUUAGUAACAGUGGUGUAAGGAAUACUACCAAUACUAGUUCUACUGAAGAAAAUCUCAUUCCUACUACUACUCACACUCCUAGCACUAGUACCACUGCCACCAAAACUACAGCCGCUUCCAAAACCACAGUUCCUCCUGUUAGCAGAUGUCCUAUUAGUUAUAUGACGAGAAAGUUAUGGACCAUGUAUAUGUUAUUCUUGAAGGUGCUCUUUCCAUACUACUAUCACGUGUAUUACGGGAUGACUGAGACUGAGGAUUGUGAAGAUUGUUCAGACGGCGAUAACUUUGCAAUUCUGAGUUAUAGUAAGGGUAAUUUUGUGUGGAAGAAGAGAAAUGGUGAAGACUUUUUCCCUAAUUCAACGACUAAACAACUUAUUCACAACAUGUACAGAUUAAUACCAAAUCACAUCCUUUCAAUCACUGGUAACAUCUUACAAUUACUACUCAACAAUAAUAGUACCAACAGCAAUACUAACACACCUAUUAGUACUCCCAAUACUAGUGCCUCACCUAGUGGUGAAGAAAUACAACUGACAGACCUAAUAAUGAUAAUAAAUAAUUGCAACGUAUUUGCAAGAAUGUCACCACAGCAAAAGGAGUUCAUAAUAAAGUGUUAUAAACUUAAUAAUAAAACUAUCGCAAUGUGUGGUGACGGUACCAACGAUAUCUCAGCACUCAAACAGGCAGAUAUCGGAAUCUCAUUACUCAAUAUCAUACACAAAGAAGAUAAAUCCAAACCUGAUUUAUUAAUGGAUAAUGAACUACCGAGUAUAAAGUUGGGAGAAGCUAGUAUUGCAAGUCCAUUUACAUAUCACGGAAGUGAUGUUAACUGCGUGUUCAACCUCAUCAAAUCAGGCAGAUGCUCCUUAUACAAUCUUUUCAUGCUCUAUAAACUCAUGGGAAUCAAUUCACUGAUCACAGCUCUAGGUAUGUCGGUGUUGGCAUUGGAUGGAGUUAACUUUAGUGAUGCCCAGACCACUUUGUACAGUGUUCUGUACACAUACUUGGUCAUAUCCCUGAAUAAGAGUAAGGGCAUUGAUGUGUCAAGCGACAAGAAGCCAGAGAAGUCGAUCUUCAGCCCGUGCAACUUUAUGAGUCUGGUGCUGCAGAUCCUGGUGCACUCAUAUUUCCUGAUAUACGUGUGGAACUUGGGAAAGUUGUAUAGAAGCGCAGAUUACAAGGGGUUCUUUGACAUGGAUUUCGAGCCUAACGUGGUUAACACGCUGCUUUACUACGUAUGGUAUGCAAUCAGCCUGAACAGUUUCGUCAGCAACUACGUGGACUACCCAUACAUGGACACUAUUUCAAACAACAAGUUUCUGUUUAAACCAAUCCUGUUGUCAUAUUUCACACUGCUGUUGUUCAUCUCGGACCUUGUUAAACCGCUUAACUCGUUCUUCUCACUCGUGCCGAUUAGUCACAUGCUCAAGCUUAAAAUAUCACUAGUAGUGUUGUUUGAUCUCGCCCUAACCUUCGUCAUCUCCAAAGCCAUCAACUUCUUCUACUACUCACUCGACUAAUUUUUUAUACAUAACUUA
Theileria parva strain Muguga is the source of this 4905-nucleotide messenger RNA. RefSeq names its product HAD ATPase P-type family IC family protein (gene cta4). The record is from RefSeq and is a predicted model, not a curated record. Gene Ontology annotation, biological process: intracellular calcium ion homeostasis. The coding region runs from base 319 to 4887 and encodes 1522 amino acids. Gene Ontology annotation, cellular component: endoplasmic reticulum membrane. NCBI's taxonomy places the organism in Eukaryota, Apicomplexa, Aconoidasida, Piroplasmida, Theileriidae. The transcript is spliced from 3 exons. Gene Ontology annotation, molecular function: ATP hydrolysis activity; P-type ion transporter activity; ATP binding.